AUGGUAAAGACGUUCCCAAAGGUGCGGACACGUGCCAGAACCAAAGCAACAAUUGUUGCGGGAGCAGGUUUGGAGCCUCCUCAUCCAGCGCACACGCAGGUAGUUGCGCCCCAAUGUCAGCCGGUUCCCGGUCCCAAGAUGGUGUUCUAUUGCUCUGAUUUCUCUGCCUUAGAUGGUGCGGCAGUUGCGCUUCGCAGACUCCGUCCCUACAUGGCACAUGUCUUUGGAAGUGAAAGCGCGCCAAGCCACCGUUCGGCCUUUGCGGUGUUGCAUCCCAGGUGUGAAAAGCUGUACAAUGACCUACUGGAACGUGAAAAUUGGAUGUUGCAGGGUGACCUGCCGCAUUCGCCGCUCAUUUCCUUGGUGUAUGCAGCAAACUGCACAGCCCAUGCUGUGGUUGAAGACGGGAGGGUAGCACCAGCAAUGUGGCAAAUUUGUGACACAAUCAGGCAGCUGUUCCCAGAUAUCUUUCUAUUGGAACUGGGCCCAGAAUUGAUCGAGAGCAAGCCACUCCGCACGCCGGCCCAAAAAUUUUUGGAUGCUUUGGUUGAAGUGCGGGAUUUCGCCUACUAUGUGGAUUUUCGAGUGCUGGAUAGUUUGAAGGUUGGAGAAGUGCCCGCCACCAGGCAGAGAAUGUAUUUGGUUGGCGUCAAAAAGCACAAGCUUCUACAACAGUGGCAGUGGCCGGAGACAUGCCCAGCACCGAAGUUAUCCCAAUUCCUGGAGCCUAGGCCGAAACACGCGCACCGCAUGUCCAGACCUUUGAGUGGCAUCGCGCAGCAAAACCUCGCACGAGCCAUGAAGGCAAUCAAGAAGGCUGAGCGAAGCGCAAAACCCAGCAAGGAAUGUUUUGUGGUGGACCUGGGGACUGCCCUGAACAGACGAGUUCUGUGGGCAAAGGAAAGGGUGCCAUACAUGAGCUACAAGCAUGUCCCAGGCAUGUGGAUGACGCACCUCAAGGACACCAUGAACCCGAUGGAAAUGCUGAAGUGUCAGGGUUACCACACGAAAGAGGAGAAAGGUACCAAGAAGAACAAGGCGCAAGAAGCACAGGAAAGAAGUGCUGGUCAGAAAGCAACUGAUGCGGACGAAUUUGCGUGGGAUCAGCAGCGAGCCGCGGGCCUGUACUUGAGAGCUUUGGAAUACUUGUGGCAUGGACUGCGGCAGACCGAUGCAGAUGCCGCAGUCAUGGAAAGCGCCUGUGUGCCUGAGUCAGACAAUGAACUCAACAUGCAUCGGCAGUAUCUGCAUCAGAAAGCUGGCAUACCCCCCAGAAAACUGGAAGCAGUCACUGAUGCAGAGACGGUGCUGUGGAGUAAAAUUGAAGCAGUGCUGAGCAAGCAAGAUGGCCUGGACAGCUUUCAUCAUGGUUCUGUGGUGGAACUUUGGGCCUUAUGCAGAAUCUUUUCGUUUGAAGCAAUCAUUUGGGGUGGGAAAGAAGAUGAGAACAUCAGAGUAAGCACCCUAGAAGCCCUAUCCGACGAACAAGCCAAAGAGGUCUUGAGGAACCAUGUGCACGUCAUGGAAGUACUUUAUCGGCCGAUGGGCUGUACGGGACAUUAUGACAUCAUCAAGGGGCGCGGUCACACCGGAAUGGCGCAGGCAGUUUCUGGCUGGGAAAAAUUGUGGCUGGAGGCAGGCAGCAAGGCAGUUCGAGAGGCAAUGAAAGCCGAAGCAGCCAAACAGGGAAAAGCAGAGCAUGUGCAGGAGGUGGUGUCGGUGCCCGGUGAUGGAUACUGCUUGUUUCACUGUGUAUGCUAUUUCUUCCAGCAAGGUGACAAAGGCGCCUUUGUGUGGGAUCAGCAGCGAGCCGCGGGCCUGUACUUGAGAGCUUUGGAAUACUUGUGGCAUGGACUGCGGCAGACCGAUGCAGAUGCCGCAGUCAUGGAAAGCGCCUGUGUGCCUGAGUCAGACAAUGAACUCAACAUGCAUCGGCAGUAUCUGCAUCAGAAAGCUGGCGUACUCCCCAGAAAACUGGAAGCGGUCACUGAUGCAGAGACGGUGCUGUGGAGUAAAAUUGAAGCAGUGCUGAGCAAGCAAGAUGGCCUGGACAGCUUUCAUCAUGGUUCUGUGGUGGAACUUUGGGCCUUAUGCAGAAUUUUUUCGUUUGAAGCAAUCAUUUGGGGCACACAAGCAGGCGAAAACUAUCGGGUCAGCACCCUAGAAGCCAUUUCCAGCGAAGAAGUCAAAGAUGUCCUUGCAAAGCACACCAACGUAAUGGAACUGGUGUACCAAGGCCUGGGUUGCACAGGGCAUUAUGAUGUUGUGAAGACUUCAGUUUGCGACGGGUUGGAGUUGCUGAUGCUGGGCUGGGAGAAGUUGUGGAGGGAAGGCGGCAGCCGAGCCGUUCGACAAGUUCUCAAACAGAGACCUGCCAUGCAACAGGAACGUGACAGCACCGUAUGGUCAGAUGAGUCAUCACAAGACAGCUGCAAGAGGCAGAAUGAAAAACCAGAGGACGUUGAAGGGCAAGAUGGCAGCACAAUGUCGACGGAAUCGGAGGUUGAAGGCAUCCAAGGCUUGGACAUAGGUGACAUACGCGCUGCUGAAGGGAGACGCAUCCUGACACCCGAGGAUGACAUGGAAGACAGGUGCAGGGCCAUUCGUGUGCUGCUGCAGGAGUUUCCGAUGCAUCCGAAGCCAUUGCAAGGUUGGUCCGCACAGUCGUGUGGCCCAAUGGCAGGAGUGGCAUACCCUGCAGCACAUUGUGCAUUCGCGGGUUGUCAUUGGAACAGUGAUGCGGUCGGAUGGUGCGCCUACAAGCGCGCGUUAGUGCUGCAAGAGGAGAGGAAUGUGCCAGCACUCGGCUGGUCCGUGGAUCGACGAACCUUGCGUCGCUUGCGCAGCGGCUUACAGGAGCACGAGUGCGCAGCAUUGAUUUGCGCAUGUUGCGCCGGUAUUCACAGCACCGGCACAAGAGCAAACUGUGGCUAUGUGUCCGUUAAGGUCCUUUUUGGCAGCCUGACAAAGCGAAGUUUGGACGCAAACUGGAAUGCAGAGGAAUUUGAGCACAGGUAUCAGUGGCAAGAAAUGGCCCAUGGGCAGGAGUGGGAACGGGGCCGAGACAAGGCAACUCUAUGCCAAGAAUUCAAGGAGAAGGUUGCUGCAAGAUAUGGGGACGUUGAAAUGACACCGGCAAACGUUCAACAAGUCCUGGAGGAAAAGGCCAAGAAAGGGAAUCCAACCCCGCAUCAGAAGCACGCCACGCCCGCAGCGGCGCAUGUCUUGGCAGCAGUUGAAGCCGUUGAAGCUACAGCGAGUCGUCAUGCCGCUAAGUUCCAAAACUUUGCAGCAUCACGGGCUUCCUUCGCAGCCCUCGGCGCACUUGGCACUUUGGUGACGCUCAAUGGCAACAUUCAGUUUGUGUCGCAAGAUGGCGAUAUGCCGCUUUGCUGCUCGGUGGAGGCCUGGAUCCCCAUCAAAGGCCCCCUCCUGGGCAAGGUUUACACUGGGCACCCCAGGCCGUUGUCUGUUCGCGCACAAAAUUCCACUUCACGUUGUCUGCUCGCGGGGCAUGGGCCGGGGGAAACGGAAGAGGAGGCUCCUGAGCUCAGCUAUCCCAGCUCCGAUUUGGACGGGCUUCUGAGGUACCUCCGCGACUUGGAUCAGAAAGGCCUUCGCAUGACCGAGGUAGUUUACUCCGUGAAUUCCUGGAUGUUGUAUGGUCUGAUUCCCUUGAGGCACCAUGGAUUGAUCCUGUACUCCGAGGGGAGCCGCAGCUGUGGGAAAGAUCCCUACCUGACCUUGGACUUCAGUUCCAGGGGCAUCCUGUGGGACACGUUUGACGUUUAUCCCGAUGUUCCGGAGGGGACCUUCUUCUCAAAGACGUACAAGAUCAAUAUGGAUCCGUUAGUCCUCAGAGACUAUUGCAAGGCAACCCAGCCAUUCAGCUGGCCAGACAACGACUGCAAGCACUGGGCCAAAGGGGUGCUGUUGUUGAUGGGCAUCCCCGAUGACCCCUGCGCCGACGGCGCCGUUGACGGUAUUUCUCGGCGGGGCCAUGUGGGCUUGCGGGAGAUCAUCACUUGUGGUGCCAGUCACAAUUCCAAUCGAGUCGUCGGCUGCAUGCCAUGAUGACAGGA
Molecule: messenger RNA, 4082 nt
Organism: Cladocopium goreaui
Lineage: Eukaryota; Dinophyceae; Suessiales; Symbiodiniaceae
Source: the annotation of a GenBank genome assembly